Symbiodinium sp. CCMP2592 is the source of this 897-nucleotide messenger RNA. Lineage: Eukaryota; Dinophyceae; Suessiales; Symbiodiniaceae. The record is from the annotation of a GenBank genome assembly.
AUGGUGGCACUUUCGGAAGAGGAUCUCUCGCGGUAUCUGGAUGAAUCGGUGUCUGCCGCGCAGGAAGCCGGCAAUUUGAUGCUUGAGUGCUUCUCUCGCAAUGACGCCCAGCAAAGUGUGGAGGAGAAAUCCACACCGGUCGACUUGGUGACCAAGUACGACCGACAAGUGGAAGAACUUGUCCUGAAGCGACUGAGGACCGCUGCACCCGAGUUCCGUGUCCUUGCCGAAGAGACGGCCAACAAGGAGGCAUUGACAGAUGCGCCUACAUGGAUCGUUGAUCCAAUCGACGGCACAACCAACUUCAUCCACCGACAGGUCGAGUGCUGCGUUCUUAUCGGUCUGGCGGUGAAGAAGCGGGCGGUGCUUGGUGUUUGCUUCAUCCCGAAGUUGGAUGAGUUAUACACGGCCGUCAGGGGUCGUGGCGCAUACUGCAAUGGACGACGCAUCGUGUCUAGCGGCUGCAAGGACCUCACACGUGCGUUGGUCAAUUUGCACAUGCCUUCAUAUUCCCGUGGGCCCAAAGUGGUGGAUCGAAUUUUGGGCAUCAGCCGCGACUUGUUGGCCCAUCCAAUCAGGGCCAUGCGCUGCGGUGGCUCUGCGGGAGUUGAUAUGAUGCAUGUGGCACGGGGUCGUUUGGAUGUCUACUUCGAGGUAGGCAUCUAUCCCUGGGAUGUUUGUGCCGGUCAAGUCAUCGUGGAAGAAGCUGGCGGUGUUUGCUGUGACACGCUCGGUGGCCCCUUUGACUUGGCCUCCCGUCGAGUGCUGGCGGCCGCCUCACCUGAGCUCGUUGCGCAGCUGGCUGUGCACCUGAAGAAACACCGCUACAGCUCUGUGGAAGCAGACGACUACAGCGCUGACGCCGCAGAAAGCGAGCCAAAGAGACGCCGGAUAUAG